Exophiala bonariae is the source of this 2346-nucleotide messenger RNA. RefSeq lists its product as uncharacterized. Lineage: Eukaryota; Fungi; Ascomycota; Eurotiomycetes; Chaetothyriales; Herpotrichiellaceae. The record is from RefSeq and is a predicted model, not a curated record. The transcript has 3 exons. Bases 1 to 2346 code for a protein of 781 amino acids. Gene Ontology annotation, biological process: carbohydrate metabolic process.
AUGGUCAACAACAUACCAGCACCCGUUUUGCAAAAUGUGUUGGCACAUAGUUCCUCUCCCUAUCUACGCGCACAUCAAGAUAAUCCUGUAGCCUGGCAAGACUGGUCUGAACGGACCAUCGCCUUGGCCAAGCAGCACGACCGCCUGAUAUUUCUGAGCAUCGGAUACAAUGCCUGUCACUGGUGCCACGUCAUGGCCCGAGAGUCCUUCAGUUCAGACCAGGUUGCCAACAUUCUCAACAAGCACUUUAUCCCUAUCAUGCUUGAUAGAGAAUCUCGUCCCGAUCUUGAUGACAUUUAUAUGAGCUUUGUGACUGCGACAACUGGAGCAGGUGGUUGGCCGCUAAAUGUCUUUCUUACCCCUGACCUCAAGCCCAUUUUUGGUGGAACUUACUGGCCUGGCCCUGCUCUCACAGAUGCCACACGACCAUCGACCAACGCACCUGUCACGUUCAUCGAUAUCCUAGGCAAGAUCCAGGAACUCUGGACCACCCAACGUGAAAGGUGUAUUCAGUCCUCAUCGGAGAUUACCAACCAGUUGCGGGAUUUUGCUGCUGAAGGCACUCACUCUCAAUCAUCCGUUCAGGUCGAAGGUAGCUCACCUUCAUCGUCCGAUCCACCAGAGCCUCUGGAACUCGACCUUUUCGACGAAGCAUUGGAACACUUCAUUUCCCGCUAUGACUCGACCCAUGGGGGCUUUGCAUCUAGUCCGACCAGUCCCAAAUUCCCAACCCCGGCCAAUAUCACUUUUCUACUCCGGAUCGGGGCUGCGAUUGCAACACCAUCCACUCAUACACGUUUCGGAUUCUUCAGCCCUGUACCGGGCAUUCUAGGUCAAGAAUCUUGUGUGAAGGCUGCUUCGAUAUCUCUCCACACCUUGUUUGCAAUCUCGAGAUCAGGCCUUCGGGAUCAGCUAGGUUAUGGCUUUCACCGGUAUAGUGUGACGCCGGACUGGAAUCUUCCUCACUUCGAAAAAAUGAUGUGUGAUAAUGCACAACUCCUCGGUUGUUAUUGUGACGCGUGGGCACUAGGUCGCAAUCCUGAGAUUUUAGGUGUAAUCUAUAAUCUUGUCGAAUACUUCACAAAUCCUGACUCCCCUAUUGUCAGGCCCGAGGGAGGUUGGUAUUCCAGCGAAGAUGCUGACUCACGGACCAAACUCCCCGUCGCUACAAAUGGUGUGACGGGUGAUGAUAGUAAAGAGGGUGCUUUUUAUGUAUGGACAUUGAAGGAGCUUCAGUCUAUUCUGGGCGAUCAAUCUGCUGCUAUUGUGGCCAGGCAUUUUGGUGUCAAAUCGGAUGGAAAUGUUCCAUCCCAGCACGAUGUUAACGAUGAGUUCCUGAAUCAGAAUGUUUUGAGUAUUCAGGCGACACCAUCUGUCCUCGCAAAGGAGUUCGGACUGUCUGAGGAAGAAAUUGUUCGCAUCAUCAAGUCCGGUCGUGCACAACUUCUUGAAUAUCGCAAGACUCAGCGCUCGAAACCCAGCGUUGAUACCAAGAUCAUUGCUAGCUGGAAUGGGCUUGCGAUAUCUGCUCUAGCGCGCGCGGCUAACACCCUUGCCACCAUCGACAAGAAUCGAGCACAACGGUGUCAGGACGCUGCAGAAAAUGCCGUACGGUUCAUCAAACGAGAAAUGUUCGAUGAGUCUACCGGCGAGGUCACUCGGAUCUACAACUGGUCCGGGGCCGUGCAAGGCCGAGAAGCCGGAUCUGCCUUUGUCGACGACUACGCCUACCUAACACUCGGUGCAUUGGCGUUAUACGAUCUGAAUUACAAACCCGAACAUCUCGAAUGGGCCGUCAAAUUGCAAGCCACACUCGAUUCCAAAUUCCUCGCUGACACGAGCGGUGGCUAUUUCCAAGCCGCACGGUCCAUGGAACAGAUCAUGCGGUUGAAGCCCGGCACCGAUUCGGCGCUCCCUUCACCCAACGGCAUCAUAUGCCAGAAUCUACUUUAUCUCUCGUCGUACUGCCUCGACCAGCAAGACGAAUACACCAGCAAAGCACGUAAAGUCCUGAACGCGUUUGCAGUGGAGCUCAUUCAACACCCAUUCCUCUACGUCAACUUGUUGGCCGGCCUGGUCAUGGAGCAAUUCGGCGUCAAGCAUCUGGUUGCCCCAGACAGCAUGCGGGAACGAGAUGUCAGGAAGUUGAAGGGCUUUGGCCGCACGGUCAUCCGAGGCAACGUCCCCACUGUCAUGAUCCGUACCAAACAGGGUGAAUGCCGCGAGCUGAGGGACAGCGAUUUGAACGACGUUGACGACGACGAUAAUGGCGAUGAUCAGCUUGCCGGCCUGGUCAGGACGAGCUCCGUCGUCCCCGCCACAGCUCCUGCCACUGCGACUGCUUGA